This is a messenger RNA of Solea senegalensis (Senegalese sole), 2088 nucleotides long. RefSeq names its product stomatin (EPB72)-like 2 (gene stoml2). Gene Ontology annotation, cellular component: membrane. Lineage: Eukaryota; Metazoa; Chordata; Actinopteri; Pleuronectiformes; Soleidae. The record is from RefSeq and is a predicted model, not a curated record. The transcript has 10 exons. Bases 120 to 1172 code for a protein of 350 amino acids.
UUUAGUUUCCUGUUCGGAGAGGGUCACUCACUCACUCACAUGAGUGCAGAGUUUUCACGUAGUGUCAAAUAAAAAAAGCUGAAUUUCUUUUCUACUUUCUAUUCUUUUGUGUUUCAAUCAUGUUACGGUCGCUGUGUCGAGCCGGCGGCGCCAUUUUGCAGCAAAGCCAGAGGACUGCUCCCAGGCUGUGGGUGACACCAGCGCAGCAGCGAUGGGCGUCUAGUUUACCCAUGAACACCGUGGUGCUGUUUGUGCCGCAGCAGGAAGCCUGGGUGGUGGAGAGGAUGGGUCGCUUUCACCGCAUCUUAGAGCCAGGUUUAAACUUCCUCAUCCCUGUGCUUGACCGGAUUCGUUAUGUGCAAAGUCUUAAAGAGAUUGUGAUUGACGUCCCAGAGCAGUCUGCUGUGUCUCUAGAUAAUGUAACGCUACAGAUUGAUGGAGUGCUUUACUUAAGGAUCCUGGACCCAUUUAAGGCCAGUUACGGCGUUGAGGAUCCAGAAUACGCCGUCACUCAGUUGGCUCAGACCACCAUGCGUUCAGAACUGGGCAAACUCACGCUGGACAAAGUGUUCAGGGAAAGGGAGUCUCUCAAUUCCAACAUUGUCCACUCCAUCAACCAAGCAUCGGAUGAUUGGGGAAUUCGCUGCCUCCGUUACGAAAUCAAAGAUAUUCACGUUCCACCUCGUGUCAAAGAGUCCAUGCAGAUGCAGGUAGAGGCCGAGCGUAAAAAGAGAGCCACGGUGCUGGAGUCCGAGGGGACGAGGGAAUCAGCCAUUAAUGUCGCCGAGGGUUGUAAACAAGCUCAGAUCCUGGCGUCUGAGGGUGAAAAAGCAGAGCAGAUCAAUAAAGCAUCUGGUGAAGCCCAGGCCACUAUAGCCAAAGCUGAAGCCAAAGCCAAGGCCAUCCGUAUGCUGUCGGAGGCUCUGACUGAGCAGAAUGGAAAUGCCGCUGCUUCACUGAGUGUGGCUGAGCAGUACGUGUCUGCGUUCUCAAACCUUGCCAAACAGUCCAACACCAUCCUGCUGCCCUCUAACACCGGGGACAUCAGCGGAAUGGUCACACAGGCCAUGACCAUUUACAGCACGCUGGCAAAGACGACACCAAAGGUUGCAGCAGACGCGUCGGAGGAAAAGAGUGAAUACCUCCACAACCAGUCGGAGCCGACUCAGUAGCAGAGGUUUCAAAUAUGAACUCAGAAGAAGUGAAUGAAUGACACAGAUGCAGGAGACGGAGGUUAUAACCAUGUUCUGAAGACUCCAAGGCAUCAGUGAAGUUCAAACAACAACAGAACAAAGAAGAAGAAGAAACACCAACUCACAAUCUGUCACUGUCUUGCCUUGGAGUGAGGACAUUUUCCUCACUGACUUUUGUUCAUGUUUUCAAGUUAUUGUCAUAUUAGGAAAUAAACACCGGGAUGUAACAGCUGUCGGAUUGUGUUUAAAACAUUCAGCCCUGAUUUAAUGUUUUCCUCUCUUUGUUCCACUGUUGUUUUCAGGUUUUGUAGCUUAAUUUUUUAUUUAUGCAGUAAUUUACAGUCAGCUCAGGUUAGAAAAAAACGCAUUUACAGUUAUUAUUGUCAGUUCCUCAGUUGACUUCAGCAACUUCUCUGGGACCAGCAUCUUUGAGUUGGUGGGUGUAAUGUCUGGCUGCAGCCUCAGAGUGGUAGGAAAGUGUAGUUUACUUGUAUUUGAUAAAAACGUGCAACACCCUUACGACAAAAGUUGUUCCAGAAUUAAUUUGUUCUCCAUGCUUGGCAAAUACCCCAGAAAGCCCAGAAACAAAUGUUCCAUUUAUUAAAUUGACAUGUUGUGUGGGAUAUUCAUUAAGCACUUGUUAAAUGUCAUGUUUCGCUGCAAAAGCAGCACGUUUGUCCUUUCAUGGAAUUCCUUUAUGUAAAGUUAAAUCAGCCAAGUCUCUCAUUUGAAACUCAAAGUGAAAGGAUUUUAAGUGACGGCAAAUGAUAUUGUGGAAAUAGGCACUUCUUUAAAAAGUAUACAAUCAUAUUGGAAAGAGAUGGUGUGUGAAUUGAGAGACUAUUGGAUUUAUUUGGGUGUAAGUAACUGAAUAAAAAUUAAAGUUUGUGAAAAA